Manduca sexta (tobacco hornworm) is the source of this 1859-nucleotide messenger RNA. RefSeq names its product CDK5 regulatory subunit-associated protein 3. Gene Ontology annotation, cellular component: endomembrane system. Gene Ontology annotation, biological process: regulation of mitotic cell cycle; regulation of cyclin-dependent protein serine/threonine kinase activity. The record is from RefSeq and is a predicted model, not a curated record. Lineage: Eukaryota; Metazoa; Arthropoda; Insecta; Lepidoptera; Sphingidae. The transcript has 9 exons. Bases 131 to 1666 code for a protein of 511 amino acids.
UAUACUGUCACUUGUCAGAAUUGUUGAAAUUGACAGUUGACACGUCAUGGCCACAAAGCACAUCAGCUGGAGUGUAGUCUUUUAAAUUUUAUCUUGUUUUGUUUAUUAAUAACAUAAAAAUAUCGGAAACAUGGAUGAAAGCAACAUACCAAUUGAUAUAAACAUUGGCAAACUACAAGAUUGGUUGAUAAGCCGUCGUCAUGUAAAUAAAGAAUGGCAGAAGAGCAUUAUUCCAGUGCGGGAGAAGAUUAAUAAUGCAAUACAAGACAUGCCAGCGCACGACGACAUAGCUGCUUUACUCUCUGGCAGCUAUAUAAACUACUUUCAUUGUUUGAAAAUCAUAGACAUUCUCAAAGAAACCGAGGCUGACACUAAGAACCUCUUUGGAAGAUACGGCUCUCAGAGGAUGAAAGAUUGGCAGGAUGUGGUGAGGAAUUAUGAGAAGGAUAAUCUGUAUUUAGCUGAGGCAGCACAGAUGCUUGUUAGAAACAUUCACUAUGAGAUACCGGGGCUCAAGAAACAGAUUGCGAAGGAGGAGCAGGUGCAAGCUGAAUGUGAAAAGAAACACUUAGACUACUUAAAGAAUGUAGCGUCCAGCAAGUCUGAGUUUUUGCAGCUUUGCAAACAGCUCGGCAUUCAGGGAGACAAGAUCAAGAGGGAGUUAGUGGAUAGACUGAAAGAGCUGCCUGAAAUAUAUGAUAAGAUAGGAAAAUCUCUAAAACCUUUACAACCAGGAUUCCAACUUUACUCAGCAUUCACAAAGUAUAUUCUAGAAGAUAAAGCCAUGGAGGUGUUACCGUUACUACAGUAUGUGGUGGAACAUGGCAACACUACGGUUUACGAGUGGAGUUACGGCGAACCGCCUCUCAGUGUGGAACCGGAUCCAAUACAUAUAGAGUUUGAAGAUGAAGACCAGGGUGCGGGUGAUCAGAUAGAUUUUGGUGACAAUAGCCGUCUCGAUAUCGCUGCUAUCGACGUGGUGGCUCCCGCUGCUGAAAUAGACUUUGGCGAUGGUGACGCGAUUGGUGAGAUUGAUUGGGGACACGACGACAGCGAGACGCCAGGAGAAAUUGAUCUGUCUGUGGUAAUAGCGGGGGUAUCGCUAGAGGAGUCCGGCAUAGUGGUAGAGGAGCAGGGCGUGGGAGGGGGAGUGGCGCGGGGAAAGGACGCGUUAACCUUACUGGACAAUCCCACCACAAGGAACUUAAUCAUUGACCAGCUUGUGGAGUUGGAAUCAUUCCUAAAAAUGCGUUUAUAUGAAGAGAACACAGCGGCUGAGAGCCACAGCUUCAGUCUUCUACAGCAACUACCAACAGAGAGCGUGGCGGCGUUGACCGGUAUGCUGGAUGCGGUGCAGGUCGCCACUGGCAAGCUCACUGCUCCGGAGAUCAACCACCUGCACAAUGUGAAGCACUCGCCUAGGUACGUGGACGUGCUGACGGGGCAGCUGAAGCAGAAGCUGGUGUUGUGCGAGAAGCUGUCGCAGCUGGCGGAGCGCGCGGCCGAGCAGCGCGCGGCGGCCGAGGGGCGCGCCGCCGGCCUGCGCCCCGCGCUCGCCACGCUGCACCACCGCACCAAGGAGCUGCAGGCCAAUAUCGAGAAUGAUAUUUCGAAGAAGUACAAAGGAAGACCCGUCAACAUUAUCGGUGGUGUUAAGUUCUUAUAGAUUUAAAUUAUACUAUGAUUUACUUGAGAUCUUUAGUCAUAAAUAAUAUGUUACAGGAGAAUAAUUAUCGCAAAAAAAUUUCAAGUUUACAUCAAUGGCUCAUGAAAAAUGGGCAGAAAAAAUUGGAUAUAGGUAUCUCGUGUAUAUAUUUUUAUAUUUAUACCGUUAAAUGAAUAUAAGUAUUCAUCCAAAA